This is a messenger RNA of Drosophila miranda, 3263 nucleotides long. RefSeq names its product polynucleotide 5'-hydroxyl-kinase NOL9-like. Gene Ontology annotation, biological process: cleavage in ITS2 between 5.8S rRNA and LSU-rRNA of tricistronic rRNA transcript (SSU-rRNA, 5.8S rRNA, LSU-rRNA). Bases 304 to 3192 code for a protein of 962 amino acids. Gene Ontology annotation, molecular function: polynucleotide 5'-hydroxyl-kinase activity. NCBI's taxonomy places the organism in Eukaryota, Metazoa, Arthropoda, Insecta, Diptera, Drosophilidae. Gene Ontology annotation, cellular component: nucleus. The record is from RefSeq and is a predicted model, not a curated record. The transcript is spliced from 7 exons.
CUCCCAUGUUUUCUAUUGUUAUACCAAAAAAAAAGUGAAAAGCAAAGAAAAACAUGCAGCAUGUGAGGCCCAGAGUGCUAAGUAAAUAGUCUGUGCGCCGUUAUCGUAAAAAAAGCCAGCAAAAAGCGAGUAGAUCUCUGCAGUGAAUGUGAAAAAAAGAGUUGCAAGUGAAAAUUCCAACAAAAAGCAGCAAACACACACACAAGACACUGCCGCACAUUCAGGCCGAUGUAUGUGUGUCGCUCUUUGGACGCAAUUUUGGUAGCAGGACAGUGGAGCUAAGGGAAUCUGGGCCCCGAGUGAAUGGUAGAGUGCACUUUGCGACUCUCAGACUCGACUUCUCCGAAAAACGGAGCAUUCAAAAUAGCACAAGAGAGAUCCCAUCGCCGGCGACGUCAAUCGGAGGGUUCUGGAGCCGACGAUGAUGACUACGAGUAUGAAGAUGAGGGAGAGGAUGCUAUUGAGCCAAGCACGGAAGUUCCCGCGGUGACUACGCAUGCGCAUCGUCAUCAUCAUGGAGUGGUGGACCAAGAAUUAACUAAGAAACUCGCUGUGAAGCAGUGUAACAUGUGGGACACCAUUGAAGCUGAGUCUGAGGGCACCGCACACGCUUCAGAUAUUCUUGCGCCAAAGAAGCGAUCAGUCUCCUGGAUAACAACCACUGCGGGUUGUCUAAAAAAAUUUAAGAAAUCUGAUGUUGGCAUUGGUGUGGAGCCCAAAACAGAAGUCGCAAAUAAAAUAUGGUCGGAAUUGCGUUACUUGCAGGAUGAAACCAGUGAUAUUGCCGAUUCCACAGAGGAUUCCAGUGAAUCCGAGCUGGACCUGGAGGCAUCUCAUGAUACGUCCUCUGAAGCGGGACCUCUUGGGAGUAACAUUAACUCUGAUGAUGACCAAAAGACUGAUUUUUUUCUAUACACACAAUCUAAGACUGCCUGGCGGGUGCCAAUGGUACUUGAAAGAACAAUAAAAAAAUUUGUUUACUUUCCUAAAAAUAAGAACGCUCAAUCAACAAACCGUUUAUUUGUGACGGGAUCCAUUCAAAAGAUCGUCAUUUUCUACAACGAUGAGAAAUCCGCAACCAUAGAAGAGCUCACCGAUGGGCAUGACUGUGGAAUUAAAACUCAGGAAUCGACUAUCCAAUCCAUCAACGAUAAAGAAGCUGGAAUUGAGCCGGAUAAAGAAUAUAAAAUACCAAUUGAUGAUAAAGAUGGCUUGGAUUUGGCCUCUCCAUUCGCUAUUAACGAAGCUCCACUGGAAGAUCAACAAGAUGCGGAGACAAAAGCACUAUCGUCAUCGGAAGCCGAACCACAGCUAUUCAAAGAGGAUCUUGGUUCCUGCACCCUGAAGGAUGAAAAGAUUUGUGACAUAAAAGUUCUACCAGAAGCACAGCAGGACUCAGAUGCAGAGUCUCUAAUCACUAUUGAAGAAGUUAAAGAAGAUCUGUCCCCAACUGAAACCGAACCACAUGCAUCGCCGGAAACAGGAGCAGUGACUGAGGAUGAUGAAAGUGCCAUGGAAGUAGACGAGGCUAACCGAUCAAUGCAGCACUGCCAGGAUUUCAAUGUAGAACUACCUUACUGCCCCCCAGCGUUGAGCGUCUUUGAGAAUAGCCUGACGUGCAACGAUGUGCUGGCCGUGAUCAAAGAGGACAUAGAGCUCUAUGGCACUGCCGUGUUGACCCUGUUGGCUGGUCAGAUCACAGUGAACGGCUUCAGAGCCAAAAAACGUCAAAACUUGACCAUCUACUCCCCCAAGGGCAUCAAUUGGGUGAGCAUUUCUCCGAAAAAGCGUGCGAAACCAAUGCAAGAGAAGGUUGAAUGGGACAAAUUGUCUGAGAACUUUACGUGCGCACAAUUGGACAACCUUCAGGGGUGCUUCAAUAGUCAGGAGGAUGCCCUUGUGCUCUUGCAGAGGAACACCAAGGACCAGAACAUGCUCGAAACUUUAAAGCAGUACAUGAGCCAGAUUUUGUUCCCCCAGGUGAAUGGGGCUAAUGUGCCGCACUCGCAAAGCGAGAUGCUGCUCAACUGCUACAUCCAGAGCUCGGACAGAAAACGCACCCUUCAAGUACCUUAUGAGUGGACAAAGCUGAAGAUUCAAAAGACGAGCCGCCUGAUGGUAACCGGUGGGAAGGGUGUCGGCAAGUCCACCCUGCUGCGAUAUCUGCUCAAUCGGCAUUUGAACGCUUUUCCACGCCUACUGUUCAUUGAUUUGGACAUUGGCCAGCCGGAGAUCUUUUUGCAGCAAACUGUCUCCUGCACUGUCAUUGAAGAGCCGCUUCUGGGGCCAGGAUUCCUACUGAACAAGCAGCCGGAUCGGGCUCACGUCGUGGGCGACACAAACAUCGUCAUGUACCACGAGCAGUAUUUCGAGGCGGUGGUCCAGCUGAUGAGCCACAUCCAAAAUAAUCCCGAGUAUGCCAACAUGCCUUUUCUGAUCAACACGAUGGGCUACAACAGGGGAUUUGGCCUCGAGCUGAUGGCUCUGCUGGUGGACUACAUCAAGCCGACGGAUGUGGUGCAGAUCUCGAGUACUUUACCCAUGAACAACUUUAAGUCGCUACUCGACUGGUCGACCCUUUCAAAGGUCAAAGGUCCCUAUGUCUACAAAAAUACGGCGUUCAUGGUUGAGGGUAAAAACCAUAAGUACACGCUCCACGAGCUGCCCAGUGUUGUCCCACCUAGACAGCAGGGAGUCUGGCGAAUGAGUCCCAGGGAUAUGAGAUUCGCCAAUCUGUUGGUCCGCCUCAGCUCCUGCCUGAGGGGCAGUGCCAGGCACCUGACUGACUGCGAGCCCCUCAGCUCAUCUUUUGUGAAUAUUCAAGUCGUCCAUUCCACAGAGGAAGACCUUGAUAAGAGUAGCAUUAUCGCUGGAAUGGAAGCCAAUGUGGUUUACUUGGCCCAUCUGGAAGCUCAGGAUCUGCCCGUGUGCCUGGGCAUAGGUGUCGUCCGUGCCAUUGACUUUGAGAAAGAGAAGCUGUAUCUCGUGCCGGCCAUUCCUCUGGAGCGAAUGUGCCAAGUGAAUUGCCUUAUAUCCUGUGGAGACAUCAGCCUUCCGCAAAAGUUCUUCACGGAGCCUGGGCCGCAGGUCGGCAGCAACAUGCCGUUCGUCUUUCAGCAGGACGACGCCGGCUGGCUGACAAAGAGCAUCAAUCAGUUCUAUUCGCGAACGUCUUCCAUGAAAAAAGAUUAAUGCUAAACCAGCUACCUGUACUUUUAUGAAAAGUAAAAAUCCAAAUAAAGCUUUAUUGAUAUAGAGGCUAA